ACAACGGAUAUUCGUCGAUCUCGUCUCGUCCGCCGUGGAAGUUCACAUCAGUGUUCAGUGUUUACUUCGCCUAGAUUGAAAUCGAUUCGUUGUGUGCAGCGGUGGCGACUCUGCCUUUGGAUGCGACUCGUGUGAACUACUCCGUUUUCCCCAGGUGGAGGUUGUUCCGUCCGUCCGGACAGAAGUGUUUUCCCGAACAAGACCAAAGUGAAGAUACAACGUUGAUACAUUUUGCUUGAUGUUCCCCCCCUAGCAACAGUAUCUACUGAAAACGUCGCAAUUUUGGAAUGAUUAUAUUUUCGGUUCUGCUGGAGGAAGAAGAUCUGGAAAAAUCAAGACACGGAAUCGUCGCGGGUGCAAAAGAAUAUAAAAUCGAUGAAAAUUCUCCUUGAUAUAAGGAGCUGGUAAUCAUUAAAUUGUGAGGAAAAGUGUCAAGGAAAAAAUCGAAAUUUUCAUCGGCAGCAAAUACAAAAAAAAAAUGCAGAGUGAAAGUGCAUAAAAUAGAGAAUAACGGCUUACAUGUAACCAAUUUUCUGUAUGUGUAGUAAUCGCCAAUAAAGCGAGAAGAGAAAGGGCAUUCUUCCUUAUGAAAUCGAGAAAGCAGCAACAGGGAAAAUUAAACAAGCCCUAGUGAUGUAAAAAAUAUUUUAAAUCAGCGAAACAAAGCAAAAAACAGUGAACGGAAAAGAAAAUAAUCCACCAAACUUAUCAACAGAGCAGUCAAAAUUUUUCUCAAUCCCAAUCUCUCGGCUGCCGCCUCGCUGCUGCUUCCCGUGGCAGAAAUGGACGAAGAGGAAGAGGUGGCCGAUAUCCGGGAGCAGAUCUUCCACAACACCGUCCGGGAGCAUAUCAUUUUCCUGUUACUAUUUCUGCUGCUGUAUCUUGGCAGUUUUGCGCUGAUCGGUCGCUUCAGACGCCGCGACCGGGAGGAUUUAUUCUCCACAGACGACGAUGAGAUUACUGUAUAUAGAAUUAGUUUAUGGUUGUGCACAUUUUCAUUAGCCGUGGCCGUGGGUGCAGCACUGCUCCUGCCGAUAUCGAUCGCCAGCAACGAGGUGCUGAUACUGUAUCCCAACAGUUACUACGUGAAGUGGCUCAACAGUUCGCUGAUUCAAGGUCUCUGGAAUCACGUGUUUCUGUUCUCCAACCUGGCACUGUUCGUGCUGCUUCCGUUUUCCUAUCUAUUCACCGAAUCGUCCGGCUUCAGCGGCCACAAGAAGGGAGUGAUGGCACGGGUCUACGAGACGUUUACCGUGUUCUCGUUGCUCGCGUUCAUCGUAUUCGGCAUGACAUAUGUCAUCUCGGCGCUACGUGAUCCCGAACGGAACACCUUCCAGGCGCUGUUUAAUCUGGGAAAAUAUCAUCUGCCAUUUCUAUACUCAUGUGUAUCAUUUCUAGGAGUACUGUUAUUGUUAGUGUGUACCCCCAUGGGCUUCGUAAGACUGUUCGGCGUCGUCGGCCAGGUGUUGGUCAAGCCGAACUUGCUACGCGACGUCAACGAAGAAUUCCAUGCCUUCAACCUGGAGGAAGCAACCGUACGACGCAAGCUGGCGAACGCCAACAUCAAUAUUGAGCUGAAAAGCGUAACGACGGUCGAUUCCGCACCGUCCAAGCUGUGCGGAGCCCUAGAGGAUUUGUAUCAAAUCCGGCCGACAAACGGCGGCAGCAUCAACGAGUCCGCCAAACUUUUCGAAAGACUGAGAGAACUUGAGGCUGAACGAAAAUUACUAGAUAAGCAACGCAGCUCGUCAGCGUUGCAGAGAAAUCUUGUCUAUCCGGUAGCAAUGUUGCUAUUACUUCUACUGACCGGAAUCACCGUAUUGCUGGUCGUCCAGAAUACGUUGGAAUUGCUGAUUGGAAUCAAAGCCGUUCCACUGAGUACUCGGCAAUUCACCCUGGGAAUCACUUCCCUCUCCAAGCUAGGGCCCCUGGGGGCCGCCCUCGAGGUGUGCAUCAUCAUGUACCUCGGGGUAACUUCGGCGGUAGGUCUCUACACGAUGCCAUUCAUGCGGAACGUUCGUCCGCAGCGACGAAAGACGUCUCUCUCACAGCUGAUUGCCAACUGCGCGCUGGUGUUGAUCCUCAGUUCCGCGCUGCCAUUGCUGUCGCGCAUUCUCGGAAUCACCAACUUCGAUCUCCUGGGCGAUUUUGGCCAGAUCGAGUGGCUCGGCAACUUCAUGAUCGUGCUGCUGUACAAUGUGAUCUUCGGUACGGCGGCCACGCUCUGUCUGGUCAACAAGUUCACGGCGACCGUGCGGCGGGAGCUGUGCGCACGCGAGCUAUUCACCUACCUCAACCAACACGCCCUGGACGAUGGCAAGUUUGCCAUCAACAUGGCAUCCAUCUUCGCCUCCCGCCAGCUGGACGACCUAGUGAUAAAGGAAACCAAACUGCGUAACGCGAUGCUCACUAUCCUGCAGGAGAACUUCCGAGCCAUCGAAGGACUGAAGCGGGAAGGCGUAUCCAGAUUUUACAACUCGGUGACACUGCUGGGAGAGUACUACAAUAAAAAGCGAUUCGUCAAUGGAAAGCGGAUACUGAUCUUGGGGCAGAGUUUGCUUCUCCUGCUGACAACGGAGCUGGAAAAGGAGAUCGAAAAGUGCGAAGAAACCAGCGCGCAUACGAUCGAUCCGGACUUUGCUAAACUGAUACUGUCCCAGGUAACGCUGAACGGGGGCGAAGCCAAGAUGGAACACAGACAGGAGAUUGAUGAUCUCAACUAUUCGAUACGAAAAUGCCUGAUCAAUGUGUCCACAAUGCUGCCGAAGACCAAAGCUUAUCUGUUGAUGUCGUUGGAUUUGUUUUAUACCAAUUUCAAUCUCAGUUCAACAUUGUUGGAGAAACUUUACGGAAAAUAUUUGUUUGAACCGGAUGAGGACACAUCCACGAAGCAGCCUGCUGACCCGAACAACGAAGUUGAAAAGAAGGAAGAGAGUUCUGUUUCGAACCAAUCUGCGCCGCCCAAGUCCAACUCGAACGAAAGCAGUUCGGCAACUACCCCGAAGAAAACCCCCGAAAAGACUGACAAUGUGAAAAAGCAAGGUGGUAGAGCUGCUGGAUCGUCAGUCAAGCCGAGAAAGAAAGAAGUUAGGGCUGAUACAGCCAGUAGUCCGGCUGCAAAGUCACCAAUCACAUCACCCAAAAAGCCUGCCAUUAAUGUCACCCGGAAACCUGCCGUUUUGAAUCACACGUCUCCCAGGAAAGACCAACGACCAAAACCAGCUCCUUCGCAGAAAACCCCACCGCAACGGAGAAAUCUAUCGGAAAGACUCAAACCCGUCACACCGGACCAAACAACACCGAAAAAUCAAAGCAACGGUCCAAAAGCGGCCAAAACACCGGAGAAUUCUUCGGUGCUGAAGCAAAACUGCAAACCGUCCCCGAAAAAUUCCGUAAGUCCUGGCCAGAGCUCCAAUUCCCCUGGCAGUGCCACCAACAUAAAGCUAUCGAUGCCGAACCCGGUCAGUCACGAAGACAACGUGGAAAAUCUCGCCUGGGAUGAUCUCACCCUGGAGGACGAAUCACCGCAGAAGCUCCAUCCUCACACCAAGUCGUUCCUGACGUUCCUGGCGCAGAAAUGAUCGGCAUCGGCGGCGACUACUAUGAGUGGACGAACAUUUUGUGCCUUCAUGUGCAUUUUAGAACUUUUGUCUGUGUUAAAUGUCAGCUUGUGAUAUUGCACUUUUGUACGGAUAAGAAUUUUAUUGUAGAAAAAAAAAAAAACAGUAGGAAUGAAGGAGAGGUGUCCGUUGAGGGCUUUCUUUCCGGAAAUUAGCAGAUAAGAUAAGCGGCAUGUAGUAGUUCUUUUCAAUGAUAGUUUUAGAAUUUUUCAUAUUUUUUUUAAUGUCUGUCAGUUUAAAAUUGAAUACAUCCGUUCAAUUUAAAAUUGAAAUGUGUUUUUGCUGCAUUUGUCUCUUAAUACUUAAACAAUACUUAAAACCUAUCAAUUGUAUAAGUGUAUAUUAGGAUAGGUACUACAAUUCGAAACUAAUUAGGGAGAUGUAGACUCAGGAUCGCAGAUUGAAGAGAAAAAAAAAGCGAACGCGCGAAUCUAGCGAUUUUUAUACACAGAUUUUUUAGUAAAUGGUUGCUUCUUUCGUGGUAAGGGUAAAAUGACAGUUCUUAGCACAACACCCGAAUAGACGCAAUGUACAACGGACAUAUCAUUCGCAUGUAAGGAACUACGAUUGCAGGCGAAUAAAAGUUUUGAAGAAAAACAGAA
Ochlerotatus camptorhynchus is the source of this 4222-nucleotide messenger RNA. RefSeq names its product LMBR1-like protein (gene lili). The record is from RefSeq and is a predicted model, not a curated record. Gene Ontology annotation, biological process: signal transduction. The coding region runs from base 783 to 3581 and encodes 932 amino acids. The transcript is spliced from 11 exons. NCBI's taxonomy places the organism in Eukaryota, Metazoa, Arthropoda, Insecta, Diptera, Culicidae. Gene Ontology annotation, molecular function: transmembrane signaling receptor activity. Gene Ontology annotation, cellular component: plasma membrane.